This is a messenger RNA of Paramecium pentaurelia, 1287 nucleotides long. The record is from the annotation of a GenBank genome assembly. NCBI's taxonomy places the organism in Eukaryota, Ciliophora, Oligohymenophorea, Peniculida, Parameciidae.
UAAUGCGCAAGAGUCCAUUAAUGAAAGAAAACAUGAAAGCAAUUCAAAACUAAAAAUUUUCAUAUCUGAACAAGAGUAAAUAAAAGACAUCUUCUUUGGAGAAAAGUUCAUAUUCAAACAGAUCACUUUUAAAUGAGAUGUAACAUCAAACACCAAAUCAACCAAAGAAAAACAUUUCAACUUAAGCAUCAGAUUAGAAACUUCAUAAUUGUACAUUAAAUAUUAAUAUAAAGAAAGUUAAAUACUGAAAUCAUUAAUGAAAAUAUAAAAUAGAACAAAUCCAAUAUUAACAUAAUAGAAUUGCUAUGCAGGAGUGAAAUUGAAUUUUAACAAUUGUAUAGGUAUUGAAGAUGAUUAAAAUGAAGGCAAUGAAGAAAAAAGAAUGAACACAAAUCAAUAUAAUUCAUUAAAUUAGACAAUACAUCCAUCUCCAAAACUUAAGACAAUAUCAUUAUCAACUUAUACAGUAAAAUAUCAAUAUUAUAUAUCUAUUUAGAGUACUUAAAGUCCUGAAUUAAGAGAAAAGGAGAUUAGACAUGAAUAAAUAACAUAAUUUAAAUAAUUGAUUACAUAAACAAAACUAAAUUUGGAGAAUAUAAAAAUCUCAGAUAUGUAACAAUACAUAGAGAGAAUAUUUGAUGAAACCAUUUAACCUUUACUUUAAUUGAAGGUAUAUAUUAAAUAUUUAGAAUUUAGAGUGAGAUGCUUAAAUAAAUUGAAAAAUGUAUAAAUGCUGAAUAAUAUUAAAUACGUUCUACUAUUGAAUCAUUAAAAAAGAUGGAAGAUGACAUUCUAUCUAAUGAAUUCAAUAUUAUAGAAUUUAUGGCUAUGGGUCCAUUUAAUGAAAUUAUGUAGAUCUAUUAGAAGAGAUUUAAAGAACACUCCAUUUUUGUUUAAUAGUUAAAUCAAUAAGAUAUUGUUAUUCAUUAAUUCAAAUAAUUACAUGAUAAUUUUACUUAAUAGAAUCAUUUGUUAUGUAAGCAAUUAUAACAAUCCUUAUAAACUUAUUUAUCAUUAUAUAUCUCUUUUUAAAAUAAGGAUGAUUUUUAUGAGAUGAAAGAAUUCAGUAAUAUUUAAUAACAAAAUCAAUUUAUCAAUAAUUUAUAAGAAAACUUAUUCCAAACAUGUGAAACCAAUAAUUCAAUUGAUGAAGAUUAGGUGAUAAUGAAAGAUUAAUAAGUUGUGAGAAUACCAGAUAAGACUUCAUAAUUUACUUAAUUAUUAAUGAAGGGCUUAAAUUGUUAAAAAAGCUUAUUUCCAUCAGAAUCGCCACAAUUCAAGAAUUGA